UGGUCGUUGAUUCAUUGAUUCAUUCAUUCACUGACAUGUCCACAUAUCGACAUGCACCCCGUCCUCACCCCGUCCUCUCACUUCCCCCCCUACACGCUCACAGACCCUAGUUAGUGUAGCCCUAUCUAUCGCCCCACAAACCGCUGGUCUGUGACUGUGGCUGUGCACCGUUGCAAGGCCGCGGCUCACUUGCCGCGGCCUGCAAAGGUUCACGGCCCUGAUCACAGGUCAACGGGGGACGACAAUUGAAAUAUCGCUGCUUUAUGCAUUCCAUCGAGGGGCCAUCCAUCAUUCGACAAACAGCACACGCUACUCUCGUAUCGACAUGCACUCACUGAGCCCUCCCCACUUACUCACACCAGAUCGGCACAAACCUCUGCCCCUCCCACCUGGCGCCGCAUCGCUUGACUACCCCCAGAUGCCCCCACGCAAAGGGCACUACACUACAGCCCUUCACCACCCGCAGGCCAAACCGCCUGCCCUCCUCCCGCAUCGCACGCUGCACGAUGUCAUCCAGACACACCCGCCGACCACUCACACUGCCGACCACAAAGCACUCCCUCGCCAGCUGGUCCACCUGGCCCUCGUCAGCUAUGACGUCGAGCGAGGCAGCCGAACCGACGAAAUAGCUGACGAUGGGGUUUAGGCGACGCGCCAGAGGGCACUCGCCGUCUUGCACAGGGAAGUGCAGAUCGACCGGCCGCGAGUCGACGAGAAAGGAUGCGAUCCGCCAGGCGAGAACGGGAUCAUUGAUGGGGAAGGGGGGUGGGGGCGAGCCAGGGUCGGCAGGGAGGGGGCUGUCGAGGCUCUCGAGCACCCGUGCGAUCGAUCGAGCUGAGAGCAGCGCAUCGUUGAUGGUCUCCUUGACGAGAGGUGCCAGCUCCGUGUCGAGAAACCUCCGAUAUGCACUGCACAUGCGGGAUACCCCCUCGCUGUGAUAGGGGUGGGGGAUGAGGUCGGGGGAGUCCCUCAAAGUUGGCACUGCCCCAUACUUCAUCAUCGUCCGCAGCAUCCCAUCGUCGAUAUGGUACACGUUGCGAGCCGCCAGCUUGAGCGGGGUCGACCGCCGCCCAUCCCGAUCGUUGAUCCGAGCAGCGCCUCCACGCUCGCACAGCCAUGGAAUCGUCGCCUUGUCGCUGCGAACUGCCUCAGCAGCACAGUGGAGGGGGCUGGACUCAUGGUUGUCUUUGGCAUCGACGACACGGCCGCCCCCCGUGCUGUACAGCAGCUCCAACAGCCGCCCCUGACACGACGCAUCGCCCAACGGCCGUCUGCAGAACAGAUGGAUGGGCUGUCGCUGCCUCUCGUCCAACUCGGUCACGAGGGCGGGCUCCAUGCCGACCAGCCUCUCAGCCAUCUGCAGCUUCUCGGUAUCGUCACCGUGGCCGAGGGCGACUUGAUGCAGCAGCCUCUGACCCCCGAGGACGUGCCUUGCCGAGUAGUCGAGCAACACAUUCGCCAUGGAAUAGUUGCCCUGACGACACCAGACAACCAGCAAAUCGGCACAUGACCUUCAAUGAUGAAACACCGCCUCUCUGCAUACAUACCUGUACAAGCGCCAGCUGCAGCGGGCUGCCUCGGUCAGGAUCCGAGCCGCCAGCGAGGAGUGCCCUCGUCACGCCGGCCAUGUGUGGUUUCUCCUCGUGAUACUUGACGGCCAGCAUCACCAGCGUCAUGUGCUCCGGUUGCUCCCGGCUGUGAGGCUCGCGGACACUCACAACGGUCGUGGCAUCGGCUCCCUGGCUGACCAGCCGCCUGGCACCAGCUUCAUCUACGUCACCAGAUGCGACGCCAGAAAUCAGCUGCCGUGUGGCGGUGGGCACGUUCGAUGGAAUGGCGACGAUGAUCUGAUGCUGCCCGCCAUAGAGACCGAAAGCCACCUCGUUUGUGCGCCCAAUGCCUCUUGGAGGGACUUGACGCUGCCCAGACCUGACAAUGCAAUCGGAGAGGAGACAAUCGAGCGCAGGCGGCAUGGGUGAGCCCCUUCUUGCCUUUGUUUUUCUCUGACCAUUUCUGGAAUCGUUGUGCUGCUGGGCUGCCCGCCUCACGCAGCAACAAGGCAAGCAGGUCAGGGAUGUCCAUCAAGGGCCACUUCCAUCACGCUCGGAGGGCUUCGUGAUGCCUUUCCUGCGUUUCUCCCAG
Molecule: messenger RNA, 2142 nt
Organism: Vitrella brassicaformis
Lineage: Eukaryota; Vitrellaceae
Source: the annotation of a GenBank genome assembly